This is a messenger RNA of Diaporthe citri, 459 nucleotides long. RefSeq lists its product as uncharacterized. Bases 1 to 459 code for a protein of 152 amino acids. The transcript is spliced from 3 exons. The record is from RefSeq and is a predicted model, not a curated record. NCBI's taxonomy places the organism in Eukaryota, Fungi, Ascomycota, Sordariomycetes, Diaporthales, Diaporthaceae.
AUGUAUGACUACGCCGUGAACUACUUUAUCGGCGGCGAUGGCAUGGGCGCCAUGCCAAAUUUCAUAAUCGCCAAUCAUACCGAAGAUGGGUCGGGCAAAAUUCUGGCCCAGAGUCGAGAGGCUGGGCGAGACCAGGGACACGCGACGCUUGAUAUCGCUCUUUUGGGGGUGGUCCUUCAGCAAGGAUACAACCAAGGGAACGAUCUCUUCGAGAUCAUGUCGAACAGUGGUCUAGCGGCGUCGGAGUAUGUCGCGAAGUACAAUGUGAAUGAAGACGUGCCCUUCACAGAACAUUACAAUGACCUUCGAGGCCUCGACUCAUCCUGGACGAAAGCAUAUGUCGACUACGCCAACAACGGAACCGGUGUGGUUGAGGGAGGCGGUGGCAACUACGGGAGCAACAGUGGUGGAUAUGAUUACCUUGGUUUCGGAACUCUCAUGUAUCGUCUGACCUCUUAG